Molecule: messenger RNA, 2622 nt
Organism: Stegodyphus dumicola
Lineage: Eukaryota; Metazoa; Arthropoda; Arachnida; Araneae; Eresidae
Biological process (GO): regulation of transcription by RNA polymerase II; response to xenobiotic stimulus; xenobiotic metabolic process
Cellular component (GO): aryl hydrocarbon receptor complex; nucleus
Molecular function (GO): protein dimerization activity; nuclear receptor activity; transcription cis-regulatory region binding
Source: RefSeq, a predicted model, not a curated record
CAGAUCUCCCCGCAGCAGGAAAAAACCAAAACAAAACAACUCUCGAAUGCGAAUAUGAAACGGUAGUGUGACAGAAACGUAUGUAGGUGGAAUUUUAUUGUUGUGAGGUGAGCGCGAACGGUCGGCGGCGGCGGUUUUUUGUAGUGUCUCCUUGUAAAAUUGAAACUCGCGAGGCAAUGAAGCCUUGAGAGUUCGGAGCAUAAUUUGUUUUUUCUGACGACAACUUUUGAGUUUGCUGUUGAGUGUCGGAAAAUCAUGAACCACUUGGGGACUAUGUAUGCUACUAAACGGAGGAGAAGGAACAGCAAGAGUGUUCGAGUUCCACCAAAAGAUGGACAAACCAAGUCAAACCCCAGUAAAAGGCAUCGUGAAAGGCUGAACGCGGAGCUGGACACUUUGGCGAGUCUCCUUCCUUUUGAACAGAGUGUCCUUUCCAAACUGGACAAAUUAUCAAUUCUCAGGCUGAGUGUUAGCUAUCUUCGGACAAAGAGUUAUUUCCAAGUAGCUCUAAGAAGAGAAAAGGACCCCCAGACAUCUGAUCUCAAACCUAGGGAUAUACUAUACUCCGAUUUGCUCAUGGAAGGAGAUCUCAUUCUGCAGGCUCUGAAUGGAUUUCUGAUGAUCCUUACGUGCGAUGGAGAAGUCUUUUACACCUCACACACGGUUGAAACGUACCUCGGAUUUCACCAAAGUGACAUAUGUCAUCAGAGUGUCUACGAGUUGGUCCAUUCCGAGGACAGAGAAGAAUUGCAACGCCACCUUAUGUGGAAUUCACACCUACCUGCUGAAAGGACGGACUUAAAUUUGCAGCAGGCUUUGGCUGCAGAAAAUUCUCACUUAUUGGAAAGGAAUUUCACAGUGCGUUUUCGCUGUCUCCUGGAUAAUACAUCAGGAUUUUUGAGACUGGAUAUAAGAGGUCGAAUAAAAAUUUUGCAUGGCCAGAAUCAGAAGACUGAAGAACCCCCACUGGCUCUCUUUGCCGUCUGCACACCGUUUGGGCCUCCAUCGCUCCUGGAAAUGCCUCAAAAAGAUUCUAUGUUUAAAAGCAAACAUAAACUUGAUCUUUCUCUAGUCUCCAUGGAUGCAAGAGGUAAACAGCUCUUGGGAUAUUCAGAUUCUGAACUGGCAAAUAAAGGCGGGUACGACCUAGUCCAUUAUGAUGACCUAGCUUAUGUUGCCAGUGCACACCAAGAAUUGUUGAAAACUGGAGCGUCUGGACUCAUAGCAUAUAGGCUGGUUGCAAAAGAGGGUAAAUUUCAGUGGCUACAGACUAGCGCCAGAUUAGUUUAUAAAAACAGCAAACCUGAUUUUAUUCUCUGCACACACAGGCCACUAAUGGAAGAAGAAGGACGCGAUUUGCUGGGAAAACGGACAAUGGAUUUCAAAGUAACAUAUUUAGACAGUGGUCUAGCGUCGAUGAAUGAUAGAAGUGGAAUGUUGUCCGACAGUGAUUUCAUUAUGCGUUGCCAACGCAACCGACGCUAUAAAUCUCAAAUACGAGACCUUCUCUCAGCUUCCUGCCGCAAACGUAAGGUUCCGGGGACAGAUCCUUACCUGGAAGAAGCCACUUAUAAUAAUAUGUAUACGUAUGCACCCGCUGAUAAUAUGAAUGGACUUUCACCUUACGUUGCAGCUGCUACAGCUGUACCUCAAAACAUAUUUACAGCCGCAAUAGAUAAUACACGUUUCUUAUCCGCGGAGAAUUUCUUGCAUUAUAGACAUCUCGGUGGCUAUUAUCCUGACUACAGUCACCAUACGCAAUAUGCAAGCAACGGGUUUUUGGAUAUGGCAUCUGCAACAGCUAGGACGUGCUUCCCAACGUACCCAGACGGAACACAGCUUGCUAAAGAAGAAAAAUAUUACCCAUGCCAGCUGGAUAGCGCAGCAAAAUUCAAUGGCGAUGCGCACAGCCAACAAAGACUUGUGCAACAAGUCGGUGGCGUAACCAGCAACAAGCCAUCUUGUUGCGAGACUUACGCUGUGGCUAGUACAGAAUCUAGCGCUUCUUUACGUGGGUGUCUCAUGAGUGCCACAAGUGCAGGUAUUCAACCACUGUUGUCUAGUUUAGACAGAGAACCGAAAUUAGGAGAUCUGAGUUGUCACAGUUUAAGUUUUUCAAUUCCAACUGUGUCAUCUGACUGCAUUAAUGUCAUCAAACCUAAAAGUUCACCACUCCAGUCUCAUCUCAGGGAUUCUCCGCACCUCGUUUCGUCCAAAGAUAAUAAAAACUCGUCAGAUUAUGUAUCCGCAUUUACAAAUGACACCAGGCAAAGUGUUCUCAUGUGGGGUAACUCCCUCACAAGACAAUCCACUGGACAUCAUAUGACUGGUUCUAUAUUUGACACAAAACUUUGCAAAUACAGCAGUCAUCUAGAUCCAAGUGCUAAAACUACGGACUUAUUAGGUGCAACCAGUGGAACUGCUUGUAAAUGGAGUGGCAAUGCCACGACGCCAAAGUCAUCCUCACCACAUAACAGCACAAGCCCUGCUAGCGGAAAAGUGGCACCAGCAGUCAGUUACAGUAGUACCACUUAUCAUCCAGAUCUUGCACAUGAAGAAUGGCAUGCAGGCAGCCUGGCUACAUGGAGACCUCAUGUCAGUAAGUUGUUUCCAACAAUAUAA